This is a messenger RNA of Trichomycterus rosablanca, 1471 nucleotides long. RefSeq names its product gamma-aminobutyric acid type A receptor subunit gamma1 (gene gabrg1). Gene Ontology annotation, cellular component: postsynapse; neuron projection; dendrite membrane. Gene Ontology annotation, molecular function: GABA-A receptor activity; GABA-gated chloride ion channel activity; inhibitory extracellular ligand-gated monoatomic ion channel activity. Bases 92 to 1471 code for a protein of 459 amino acids. Gene Ontology annotation, biological process: chloride transmembrane transport; regulation of postsynaptic membrane potential; gamma-aminobutyric acid signaling pathway. NCBI's taxonomy places the organism in Eukaryota, Metazoa, Chordata, Actinopteri, Siluriformes, Trichomycteridae. The transcript has 9 exons. The record is from RefSeq and is a predicted model, not a curated record.
GCACCAGCACCGUCAUUCACGUCAAUGGGCGGCUUUCUCUGACGCUCGGUAUUCUAUUGCGGGCAGUUUGUGUGAGACUGAGAGCUGGUGGAUGUCCGUGAUGGCAGUGCUGCUUUCACCGGGGAGGAGAGAAGCUCGGAUCUGGCUUCUAUCUGUGCUGCUCAGAGUCUGCAUUGUAUUUGGGUCCAGUAAAGCUGAGGAGGAAGAUUAUGAAGACAUUCCAAUAAAUAAAACUUGGGUUUUAUCACCAAAGGUUUAUGACAGUGAUGUCACCUUGAUUCUGAAUAAACUACUACAGGGCUAUGACAACAAACUGCGACCAGAUAUUGGAGGCAAACCCACUGUGAUUGAGACGGCCGUGUACGUGAACAGCAUCGGCCCAGUGGAUCCAAUCAAUAUGGAGUACACUAUAGACAUCUUCUUUGCUCAGACGUGGUAUGACAGUCGGCUUAAGUUCAACAGCACCAUAAAGAUUCUCAUGCUGAACAGUAAUAUGGUGGGAAAGAUCUGGAUCCCUGACACAUUUUUCCGCAACUCACGCAAAUCCGAUGCGCACUGGAUUACAACACCCAACCGGCUCCUGCGCAUUUGGGGCAAUGGACGAGUGAUGUACACUCUGAGGUUGACUAUUAAUGCGGAAUGCUACCUUAAGCUGCAUAACUUUCCUAUGGAUGAACAUUCGUGUCCGCUGGAGUUUUCAAGCUAUGGGUAUCCAAAGAAUGAGAUCCAGUAUAGAUGGCAGCGACGUGCUGUUGAGGUAGCAGACCAGCGAUACUGGAGACUGUACCAGUUUGCCUUUGUUGGUAUGCGGAACACUUCUGAUGUGGUACACACCCAGUCUGGGGAAUAUGUGACUAUGACGAUCUUUUUUGACCUGAGUCGGAGAAUGGGCUAUUUCACCAUUCAGACCUACAUCCCCUGCAGCAUGAUUGUAGUGUUGUCCUGGGUUUCCUUCUGGAUUAACAAAGAUGCUGUUCCUGCAAGAACAUCAUUAGGUAUCACGACUGUACUCACAAUGACAACUCUAAGCACCAUAUCCAGAAAGUCACUACCGAAGGUAUCAUACGUGACAGCCAUGGAUCUGUUUGUGUCUGUCUGUUUUAUUUUCACCUUUGCUGCACUAAUGGAGUAUGGAACAUUGCACUACUUUACCAGUAACCGGCAAAACAAGAAGACCAAGACCAGCAGUGCACAGAAAUCAAGCAUGAUGAACCUCAGACCAGGAACAUCUUUACUCCAGAUGAACAACAUCGCACCCUACCACAAUGAUGAUGAUUACAUCUAUGAGUGUUUGGAUGGAAAAGAUUGUAUUAGUUUUUUCUGUUGCUUUGAUGACUGUCGCUCAGGGGCGUGGCGUGAAAACCGGAUGCAUGUUCAUGUGUCCAAAAUUGACUCCUACUCUCGAAUAUUUUUUCCAACAGCUUUUGGGCUCUUCAACCUUGUCUACUGGAUUGGAUAUCUGUAUCUAUAA